AGCUCUUAGGGAGCUGGACAGGGCUGGGUGUACCUGGUGAUGUUGGAAGGGGGUUGCAGGACCCCUCCAAAGAAAGACACAAAGAGAUCCCAGACCCCAGACCCAGGAGCAUGAGGCUUGAGGGAGGAGAGACAGCUGGUCAGCUGCGUGGGGCCCUGCUGCCCACACCCAACGCCAGUGGGCUGAACCGGGAGUCAGAAGGCUACUGGCCGGAGAUUCCAGAGCGGUCCCCGUGCGUGGCUGGCGUUGCCCCUGUCAUCUACUACAGCAUCCUGCUGGGCCUGGGGCUGCCUGUCAACCUCUUGACCUCCGUGGCCCUGGCCCGCCUGGCCACCAGGACCAGAAAGCCUUCCUACUACUACCUUGUGGCGCUCACGACCUCAGACAUAGUCACGCAGGUGGUCAUCGUGUUCAUGGGCUUCCUCCUGCAGGGGGCCGUGCUGGCCCGGGAGGUGCCCCAGGCUGUGGUGCGCACAGCCAACAUCCUAGAGUUCGCUGCCAACCAUGCCUCUGUGUGGAUCGCCGUCCUGCUCACGGUGGACCGUUACCACGCCCUUUGCCACCCUCUGCACCACCGGGCUGCCUCUUCCCCGGGUCGGACCCGCAGGGCCAUCGCCAUCGUCCUGGGUGCCGCCCUGCUGACUGGCAUCCCUUUCUACUGGUGGCUGGACAUGUGGAAGGACGCCGACCCUCCCAGCACACUGGACGAGGUGCUCAAGUGGGCUCACUGCUUCACCGUCUACUUUGUCCCCUGCGGCAUCUUCCUGGUCACCAACUCGGCCAUCGUCUGCCGGCUGCGCAAGUGGGGUCGUGACAGGCCGCAUCCUCGGGUGGGCAAAGGCACAGCCAUCCUCCUGGGUGUCACCACACUCUUCACCCUGCUGUGGGCACCCCGCAUCAUCGUCAUGCUCUACCACCUGUACGUGGCCCCCGUCCACCGGGACUGGAGGGUCCACUUGGCCCUGGAUGUGGCCAACAUGGUGGCCAUGCUCAACACCACGGUCAACUUUGGCCUCUACUGCUUGGUCAGCAAGGCUUUUCGGGCCACUGUCCGGGAUAUCGUCCGUGACGCCUGUCUGCCCUGUACACGGGGUGCCCAGCCAGACAGAGUGGGAGUGGAGCCUGUGCUGAAACUUCCCGAACUUUCCAAAGGAGUGGAACUGUAGAGAGGAGGGACCCAGCCGGGGAGCUUGGAGCAGCUCAGGGCUGACUGCAUGGGUGCCCACAGAACUAUCACACCCUACUUUGCAGCCUGAGGAUGGGGAGAGACUCCUUUGUGGGGCUGGGUCCUUGGGUCCUGGGCUUUCUAGUUUGAUUCCCCUUAACUCCCUGCCCUGAUGUUCAGGGACCCAGCACGACCACGGAACUGAAGUUUUCAUUGUUGCCUGGAUGAGAAAGGAAAUGGCCUCUCUGAGCCCAAGGGCGGGCGGGGAGGGGGAGAGGGAGG
Messenger RNA from Erinaceus europaeus (western European hedgehog), 1447 nucleotides. It is a transcript of the gene GPR142, whose product is annotated as G protein-coupled receptor 142. Gene Ontology annotation, molecular function: G protein-coupled receptor activity. The transcript is spliced from 3 exons. NCBI's taxonomy places the organism in Eukaryota, Metazoa, Chordata, Mammalia, Eulipotyphla, Erinaceidae. Gene Ontology annotation, cellular component: membrane. The coding region runs from base 111 to 1166 and encodes 351 amino acids. Gene Ontology annotation, biological process: G protein-coupled receptor signaling pathway. The record is from RefSeq and is a predicted model, not a curated record.